AUGUUGACCUUUCUACGCGACCACAACUAUAAGCUCAGCGAGCAUGUCACAUCGAACCUGGCUCUGGCCAUCGUGACUAUGAUGUCAAGCAUCUUCGCCUACGGCUUUGAGACGUCAGUUCUCUCCACCAUCCAAGCCAUGGAUGCAUACGAAGAGCAGUUCGGCGAGUGGAACCCCAAGAAGCAAGUCUGGGAGUUCACCCCCAGUCGGCUUGCCUAUCUCAACUCGUUUCCACUCAUCACGUACGCCCUGGGUGUUUUCUUGGCAUCCUUUGUAGGCGAGAGAUACGGCCGUAAGACGGUCUUCAUCUCCAUGAACUCUAUCUGCCUGGUCGGCGUCAUUGUCGCGUAUACAGGUCGCAACUACACUGAAGCUCUUGUCGGUCGCUUGGUUAUCAACAUACAUGUUGGCAUGGAGGCCUGGCUCGUGCCCAUGUGGACUGCCGAAAUCGUUCCCAGCGCCAUUCGUGGUUCCAUGGUUGGCAUGUACGCUUUCAGUCACGUCCUCGCCGCCUUCAUCGCCUCUGUCAUCACCGACAGAACUAGCAAGAUCGAGGGCCAGGACAGCUGGUUGAUCCCAGUCGCUUGCAUGUUCAUCUUUCCUUCGACCGCACUUGUCUUCUCCUGGCUCAUUCCCGAGUCCCCACGCUGGCUCAUCCGGAAGGGCAAGUUUGAUAAAGCCGUCGACAACAUCUACUACAUCCGGAGUGCUACCAAGGACUAUGCCGCAGAGGAAGAAGCGCGUUUGGUCCAGGAAGCUCUGAACGACACGCCCACAAAGGGCAAAUGGAGAGAACUCUUUCAGGGUACCAAUAACCGCCGCACGUGGACUGGUAUUCUGGCUUCUGUCGCUACACAAAUCACUGGCCAGGCAUUUGCCUCGAACUACGGCACCAUCUUUCUCAAGAUGCUCAACGUCAUGGACCCUUUCACCGGUACCAUGAUCAAGCGUGCCGGUCUUCUUUUGGGAACCAUUUUCGUUAUCACGAUGGUCGAUCGCAUUGGCCGACGCAACACGUCGAUCAUCUUCGGUAGUCUGACUGCCUCGUGCCUCCUCAUCAUGGGCGCUUUGGGCACCGUCACUCCGUCCAAUGUCGGCCUGCAGAAGGGUGUCCUGGCUAUGUCAAUCAUCUUCCCAUGCACCUAUAUGAUCGGCUUUGGUUCAACCAUGCAAGUCGUCAAGUCAGAGAUCCCGCACACCACGUUGCGUGACAAGUCCGGGCUCGUAUUCUGGACACUCGCCAACCUCUCCAACUUCCUCGUCACCUUCACCCUGCCGUACCUGCUUUCGGCGCCGUACGCCAACCUCGGCGCCCGCGUGGGGCUCAUCUACGGCAGCAUCUCGGUGGCCACGGUCGUGCUCAUCUUCCUCUUCGUUCCGGAGAUGAAGAACCGCUCGCUCGAAGAGGUCAACGAGAUGUUUGAGGCUAAAGUUCCGGCCUGGAGAGCCAAAGAUUUUGUCGCCACCGGCACGAACGCCGCGGCAAUUCGAAGACUCGAGAAUCACGAGCGGGGGUCUGUUGAUGACAAGUUAGGUGGAUCAGCUGUCGUUGUGCACUCAGAGGAAGCUAGGAAGUAGGAAAGCUGUCCUUGACACCCUUGUACAUUCUCCGAGGCUUGAGAACCGACCUGCAAGCGCCACGGUUACGCACGUGCAGGAACAAGUAAUAUACAAAUGUAUACGGUACUGUAGGACCGAUAAAGCUUUCCCACAUAUAAUGCAGAGGUCUCUCGGCAAAACGAAA
Molecule: messenger RNA, 1744 nt
Organism: Microdochium trichocladiopsis
Lineage: Eukaryota; Fungi; Ascomycota; Sordariomycetes; Xylariales; Microdochiaceae
Product: low-affinity glucose transporter HXT1
Exons: 6
Coding region: 1-1578 (525 amino acids)
Biological process (GO): transmembrane transport; carbohydrate transport
Cellular component (GO): membrane
Molecular function (GO): carbohydrate:proton symporter activity
Source: RefSeq, a predicted model, not a curated record